UUGCAAUGUCUGGACGUGGCAAGCAGGGCGGGAAGGCUCGCGCCAAGGCUAAGACCCGGUCUUCCCGGGCUGGUCUUCAGUUCCCCGUGGGUCGUGUCCACCGCCUGCUCCGCAAGGGCAACUACUCCGAGCGGGUAGGAGCUGGAGCCCCAGUUUACCUCGCUGCGGUGCUGGAGUAUCUGACCGCUGAGAUCCUGGAGCUAGCGGGCAACGCAGCACGCGACAACAAGAAGACCCGUAUCAUACCACGCCACCUUCAGUUGGCCAUCCGCAACGACGAGGAGCUCAAUAAGCUCCUGGGCAAAGUCACCAUCGCCCAAGGUGGUGUGCUGCCCAACAUCCAGGCUGUGUUGCUGCCCAAGAAGACCGAGAGCCACCACAAAGCUAAGGGCAAGUAAAGAUACCGAUCUGGUACGUGUGACUGCCUCAU
Messenger RNA from Castor canadensis (American beaver), 430 nucleotides. Its product is annotated as histone H2A type 1-D. NCBI's taxonomy places the organism in Eukaryota, Metazoa, Chordata, Mammalia, Rodentia, Castoridae. Gene Ontology annotation, molecular function: structural constituent of chromatin; protein heterodimerization activity; DNA binding. The record is from RefSeq and is a predicted model, not a curated record. Gene Ontology annotation, cellular component: nucleosome.